AUGCAUGCCUCCACCAGCCGCUUGAGUCUCGACGAUAUGGAGCGGUCCGUAUCAAAGAUAGAUUUACCCUACGAAGCAAAUCCGCUGACGGUAGUGAGCACGACCGAUGCCCACGCUGUAGCCCAUGCUAUUGACACCGCAACCUGGUCGGUGCUCUUGCAAGUCCCAUUUGCAGCGUGGGUACUAAAAGCGGUUGGGCGUGACACAGACCUGAUGGAUAGUUUCUUUUGGUACCACCGUGCGCUCGGUAUUCGACUCCAUAGUCUUCUUCGGAUGCAUUCUGAGCUACCGCGGUUCAAGAAUGAACUUUGGGAGACUGUUCCCGGAGUAAACCCUCUUGCCCGCGCAGUGAUAUCUAGCUGCGUUCAGAACACCCGGUCGUGGAAAUGCGUGGCCCAUGAUCUUGAAAUCGGCUUCAUCACUGAACCCCUUACUGAUGUCUUCGGCCAUCAACCCCGUUACUUGGACGCGGACGAAUUUUACCUUCUGAAUGCCCGCUUUCAGCGUAUCUAUGGCGAAACCGUUCGGACGGCUAGGUUUCGGGCCGACUUGAUACUUUUCCGGGGAAUUAGAGACAUGCCGCCAGCCUCUUUAGCCGGCUCCAUCACAACCGAAGACUUGAGAUGCUUCCAGAACGCCUACGCCCUCGUACUUUCGGAGCGAAACGAGGGGUGGCGUCACUUGGGUCGCUCUUGGCAACAACGAAGUGAAGAUUCAAUCGAAUGCCUUCGAACCGGACUUCAAAUACAGUGGACCCUUGGUCGAACUUGCCAUGGUAAACUGAUCACUGCAGCCUCUUUGCCCCGGAGUACUUCUGACAUCAUAUCAAAAGUGCUUGUACAAGCAAAGAAACCUUUACGGAGUGACCGCGAUUGUAAUGGGUCUGAAGAGUUAUCUGAAGAGUGUUUCAUAUGA
Messenger RNA from Blastomyces gilchristii SLH14081, 915 nucleotides. RefSeq lists its product as uncharacterized. The record is from RefSeq and is a predicted model, not a curated record. NCBI's taxonomy places the organism in Eukaryota, Fungi, Ascomycota, Eurotiomycetes, Onygenales, Ajellomycetaceae. Bases 1 to 915 code for a protein of 304 amino acids. The transcript has 2 exons.